Messenger RNA from Aphanomyces invadans, 751 nucleotides. RefSeq lists its product as hypothetical. Bases 11 to 601 code for a protein of 196 amino acids. Gene Ontology annotation, biological process: peptidyl-lysine trimethylation; positive regulation of proton-transporting ATP synthase activity, rotational mechanism; regulation of mitochondrial ATP synthesis coupled proton transport. Gene Ontology annotation, cellular component: mitochondrion. NCBI's taxonomy places the organism in Eukaryota, Oomycota, Saprolegniomycetes, Saprolegniales, Verrucalvaceae. Gene Ontology annotation, molecular function: protein-lysine N-methyltransferase activity. The transcript is spliced from 2 exons. The record is from RefSeq and is a predicted model, not a curated record.
CCGGAAUCCCAUGGUGCUGCAACAUGCAAGGAAGAAGGAAAUCAAGGAACUCUUGCUUGCGGCGGCUAAGAACAGAUAUGCCGCCGUGCAGGUGCCGAAGGACACGGUGUGCAUCGCGCCUUUCAGUCCUUCGCCCAUGGAGAUGGUAACGAAGGUUUGGGAGCGUUUGCGGCCUCAAAUGUGCGCAGAUGAUGUGGUGGUUGAGCUCGGCUGUGGCGACGCCCGGUGGCUCAUCCAAGGCGUCCAAAUGUGCGGGUGUCGCGGCGUGGGGGUCGAGUAUGACCCCCAUGUUGCCUCUUUGGCUGUGGAAACAGUAAACGCGUUGCAGCUUCAAGCGUCUAUCUCGAUCGCUGUAGACGACAUCGUCGACACAAACUUUCAUCUGCCCGUCGACACGUCGAUGGUGAUCGUGUAUGCUUUUGCCGACACGCUCAACGUAAAUGUCAAGCGCCUUCUCAUGGAGCAAUGCCGCGCCCCGUGCACAAAAGUCAUUUCUGUAGGGUUUCGCAUCCAUGGAUGGAUGCCGCUGUGGAGCGAGCGGUACGCUGGUCUCAUGUGCUACUUCUACGAACUCUUCAAGGGGGGUGAAAGCGCCGCGUGAGAUGUAGCCGUCUGUGUCAAAAUCGCGGGCGGCAGCAGCGGCGUCUCCAAUCGGUGGAUCAGCAGCAUGUUGUCGCGACGCAGUGCAGCGAUUCUGGUUAGCAGCCAAGCCCGUCAAGUAUUGAAGUAAUCCAAGGAGCAUGUGAUCAUA